Molecule: messenger RNA, 2436 nt
Organism: Rhipicephalus sanguineus (brown dog tick)
Lineage: Eukaryota; Metazoa; Arthropoda; Arachnida; Ixodida; Ixodidae
Product: TNF receptor-associated factor 5-like
Exons: 2
Coding region: 2-1573 (523 amino acids)
Biological process (GO): tumor necrosis factor-mediated signaling pathway; protein K63-linked ubiquitination; regulation of canonical NF-kappaB signal transduction
Cellular component (GO): plasma membrane signaling receptor complex; cytoplasmic side of plasma membrane
Molecular function (GO): tumor necrosis factor receptor binding; ubiquitin protein ligase binding
Source: RefSeq, a predicted model, not a curated record
CAUGCCUGAUCGCGGAGGGCGUGAAGUUCAGCACUGGCUGUGCGACUCGGUGAGCGGCGCCAACUGGCGCCCGACGCGGUUCGAGGACGAGUUGACGUUGAUUCGCUACGCCUGCUGCGUGUGUCACGUCAUUCCGAGCACGACAGUACUGCUGCCCUGUUCUCACAUUCUGUGCGAGCAGUGUAUGACGGGGUGUGUCGUCCAAAACGGCGGAAACGUCUGUCCCAUGGACGAAGAGCCAUUCUGCGCAGAAGAGUGCCAGAAGAUCAAGCUUCCUGACAAGAAGAAGCAGAAUCUGAAGGCUCAUUGCUGGAAUGAGGCUGACGGCUGCGAUUUUGUGGGCACCAUCGACGCCGUACUGCUGCACUUCGACAGAGAAUGCGCAUUCCACUCCCUCCAGUGCCCACGGUGCCAGGAAAGAGUACUGCGCACUGACAUCGCAGCACACUAUGUUGCCGGGUGCUCCCAGAGCGCUUCUUGUGCAAUCAGUGCUCAGCCGAACAGGCAAGAUAGUCCAUCUACCAGUUAUUACGAGACUGCAAUACUGGAAAAGUUGUCUGCUCUUGAGAGACAAAUGAACGGACUCUUAAGAACCUCGAACUCCGCGCGUUUGGAUGGUGUCUGCCGCGCAGUCAGUGCAUUUGAAAGUAGUUGCCUGCGUGGAAUGAAAGACAUCGAGUUGAACAUCAUCUCGAUAGUGACUCAACAACUGAACGCUGGCCUGCAAGAAGUGAAGAGGCUCGUCAGAGAGCCAGGGAGUGAUCAGCUGUCGUCCCUUCACAGCCAAGUGAACGAACUCGUUGAACAGUCAAGGGAGCACGACACCUCCGAAAAGCAGCAACUGGUACGCGUGCUUAGAGACUGGCAAACUGAAUUGAAGCAAGACGUGCGGUCACUGUCGCAGCUAUUGGCGCGCAUGCUUGGGGAAACCGAAAGUAAAUUCAGAGAAAGUGUGACAGCCCAAUUACAGGAAUUUGUAAAUUUGCUAAAGGACUCCUCAUGCGAGGUGAAAGAACACGUGAGCAAGGCUGAGGCUAAUCUCUCUUCGAUGCUCACGGACCAACAACAGUCUCUGCAAAGAGCACUCGAUUCUUUAAGGAGAAUAAGGAAUCCUCCGAAACGGAGGAGUCCUCUUGGCGCUGUCGCUUUAGGUAAAGAACAUAAUCCACGGAACAUGCAAGAGCAGUUCAUCCCGUUGAAGGUGGAAGUGUUCAUUGAUGAAGCACUGAAUAUUCUGGAAGUCCUGCGCCAGCAGAUUUAUAGACACGAGAAAAAACUGUGGGUUUGCAUUCCCGCAGCACCGUUUCGGGCUUCUGGCCCCAUGAGGAACAAUGUUUCUCGAUAUUCGCGUAUCGAUAUGACCCUGGGAAAUGCUGGAAAUAUAUUUGACUCAGACAAAGACCAAACCACAGUUGCGAAUCUUGUGAUUUACAGAGAUAUGCACAUUCGGAUUGAAUUUCGCUCUUUGGAAGGUAUGUUCUACAUGGAUGUGGACUGCUUGAAGUGUUCGGGAAGUUCCAAAUUUCCAUUCAAUAAAAUUAGUUAUAGCGGACAAAGGCUAUACUGGAAGUGAAUUUCUUUUUCGCAGAGUUUUACAUCGUGAAUGCGGUGACUGCUCCAAAAGAAACAUUUCACAUCUUUUGACCCAUUUCGAGAUAGAACAUGAAAAGCUCGCUGAAGACGGCGUCAUAAUAAACGGGGAACUUAGGCUGCUAAUUGAAUUAAAAUAAGGAUACGGGUGCAGUCCUCACGCUCGCGAAACCUAUUUCUUAGGACACAUAUAUCUACUUGAUGCGAAAUGCUUUAAUGUCAAGGCAACGGUAGCGACAUUACCUUGUCAGUUGCUUAGCGUCUGUUUAAGGCCGGGAAGCUUUUCGUCUAACACUUUAUAUAGUACAGGAAAAAAAAACUUUUCCUGUUAGUCCUGACACACGUUGUGGUGUGGAAACAGGGUGGUCACCUAUAACGAGCCCGUAGCGGAUUAAUUGCGUGGCUACAGAGUUACUUAUUGAAUGACUGGCACCGCCAUGUGCUUUCACAGCUGAAAGACUCUUGCAGCACUGUUUCGAGUUUCCAAUGUGGUAUUCACUUCCGUGUUGACAGCCAUGAAAGAGAUGUCGAUAUGUAUAUGGUGUUUUAGUGGGAAGAAAAUUGUUCAGUAAUUGAAUCUACUGGCUACAAAAGGCUUCUGUUUUUGCGUUGGGAACGCUGACAAGAAGUGGGCUGCACAGGUUGAUGAAAGGCGCUGUGCCAUUGCAUGCAACUGUGAAAAACGUGUAGUGUAAUAUUCUCCAACAAGGCUUUGUGAUAGACUAGGUGUUGUUUGUGAAGAAAUGUGAACACUGUUGUACAAUGGUAUUCUAAUAAACUGCCAUUUGUUUUCUGCUUUGAGCGAGAGUGAAACUGUAUUGAUCUAAAACUUCGUUCGAUUGGCUG